Lentinula edodes (shiitake mushroom) is the source of this 732-nucleotide messenger RNA. RefSeq lists its product as uncharacterized. The transcript has a single exon. The coding region runs from base 1 to 732 and encodes 243 amino acids. The record is from RefSeq and is a predicted model, not a curated record. Lineage: Eukaryota; Fungi; Basidiomycota; Agaricomycetes; Agaricales; Omphalotaceae.
AUGUCUCUUGUUCCACCCGUUCCUAUCGCUUCGGCUCUCUCUUAUAGCUCACCUGCUGUGCCUCGCAAACGCACAACCUCUUUCUGCUGUUCUUCCACAGGUUCCACCUUUACUGCUGAUCCUCGUCCCACGAAAACAGCUCGCACUGCAAUGGGUUCUCUUCGUCGUACAGAGUCAUUUCUUUGUCUUCGCGACAUGCAGAAGAAGUCUUCGGCCUCGUCAUCAACGACUGCCACCACUGACCGGAGACCGCGAGACCGAGAACGCCAUAAAACUGUGGAUUACAAUGCGUAUAUCGCUGCCGCAGCAAAAUCUUCGUCAUCUCCGCCACCUGCUGCUGCCAUUCCUUCUACGCCGCAACGUGCUACACUAAUCUCGUCUCCACAAUAUCCAUACAACUGCACUUAUCGAUGUUCCUCUCCCUUAUCGCCUCAUCGCACUGCUCUCCCAGGUCGACCAAUCUUCCCUAAAUCGAAAACUGAACCCGACCUGUAUAAAAAAGCUAUCAUUUCCCGUAUGCGAUGUUCUCCCGAGGGACAAAGGAUACUUCAUAUGGGCCCAAAGUUGGCUUUCUCGAUUAUGACUGCGACGAAGGAGCUUGAAAGGAUAGUCGCUGCCCAGGAAGCAGAUAAUGACGUGCCGAUGUCAGACGCAUCGCCGACGCUGGGCAAUUCAUGGGUUGUCGUCUCUUCAGAAACUCAGGAUUGGGAGAUGGUCGAUUGCGGUGCUUAA